UCCUAGCCUAUCCCCCACGCCUCUUCUCCCAAUCUCAUGCCCACCGUGCCCUGCGCAGCAAAGGCUGUCCCCACGACCCUCUCAGACCAUCUACAAGCGCGUGGAGGGCACCCAGCAGUGGCGCCUGGAGGAGGAAGAGGAAGACGGGGAGGAGGGGGCUGAGCCACCCAUCCACUUCUGCCCUAUGGAGCUGAGGGGCCCUGACCUGGGCUCCAGAGCAGGGAAGCAGAACCUCGGACUCUGGGCAGCAACAGGACGAAGGGCUGCCCCCUACCUGGUCCUGACAACCCUGCUGAUCUUCACUGGGGCUUUCCUUCUGGGCUAUGUGGCCUUCCGAGGGUCCUGCCAGGCAUGCGGGGAUGACGUGUUGGUGGUCAGCGAGGACAUAAACUAUGAGCCGGGCCCAGACUCCCACCAGGGCACCUUGUACUGGAGCGACCUCCAGGCCAUGUUCCUGAGGUUCCUGGGGGAGGGGCGCCUGGAGGACACAAUCAGGCAAACCAGCCUUCGGAAAAGGGUGGCUGGUUCGGCCGGCAUGGCGGCCCUGGCUCAGGACAUCCGCGUGGCGCUCUUGGGCCAAAAGCUGGACCACGUCUGGAUGGAUACGCACUACGUGGGGCUGCAGUUCCCGGACCCGGCUCAUCCCAAUACCCUGCAUUGGGUGGAGGCGGCUGGGAAGCUCGGGGAGCCCCUGCAGCUGGAGGACCACGAUGUCUACUGUCCCUACAGCGCCACGGGCAACGCCACGGGAGAGCUGGUGUACGCCCACUACGGGCGCCCAGAGGACCUGCAGGACCUGCGGGCCCGGGGCGUGGAGCCGGCGGGGCGCCUCCUGCUGGUGCGCCUGGGGGAGAUCAGUUUUGCCCAGAAGGUGGCCAGUGCCCAGGACUUUGGGGCCCGAGGAGUGCUCAUAUACCCUGAUUCCGCAGACUUCUCCCAGGACCCACACAAGCUCGGCCUGUCCAGCCACAGGGCUGUGUAUGGACAUGUGCACCUGGGAACCGGGGACCCCUACACGCCUGGCUUCCCUUCCUUUAAUCAAACCCAGUUCCCUCCAGUCCAGUCCUCAGGCCUCCCUAACAUCCCAGCCCAGCCCAUCAGUGCGGACAUUGCCUCCCUCCUGCUGAGGAAACUCCAAGGCCCUGUGGCCCCCCAGGAAUGGCAGGGGCACCUCCCAGUGUCCCCUUAUCGCCUGGGCCCUGGGCCAGGCUUGCAUCUAGGGGUCAACAACCACAGGGUCUCUACCCCCAUCAGCAACAUCUUUGGCUGCAUCGAGGGCCGCUCAGAGCCAGAUCACUAUGUUGUCAUUGGGGCGCAGAGGGAUGCGUGGGGCCCAGGAGCGGCCAAGUCUGCUGUGGGGACGGCCAUACUGCUGGAGCUGGUGCGAACCUUUUCCUCCAUGGUGAGCAAUGGCUUCCGGCCUCGCAGGAGCCUUCUCUUCAUCAGCUGGGACGGAGGGGACUUUGGGAGCGUGGGCUCCACAGAGUGGCUAGAGGGCUACCUCAGCGUGCUGCACCUCAAAGCUGUAGUCUAUGUGAGCCUGGACAAUGCAGUGCUGGGAGAUGACAAGUUCCAGGCCAAGACCAGCCCCCUUCUGAUCAGCCUCAUAGAGAACAUCCUGAAGCAGGUGGACUCUCCUAACCACAGUGGGCAGACCCUCUAUGAGCAGGUGAUGUUCAACAAUCACAGCUGGGAUGCUGAGGUGAUCCAGCCACUGCCCAUGGACAGCAGUGCCUAUUCCUUCACGGCCUUUGCGGGGGUCCCUGCCGUUGAGUUCUCUUUCAUGGAGGAUGGCCAGGCGUACCCGUUCCUGCACACGAAGGAUGACACAUACGAGAACCUACACAGGGUCCUGCGGGGCCGCCUGCCCGCGGUGGCCCAGGCUGUGGCCCAGCUCGCCGGGCAACUCCUCAUCAGGCUCAGCCACGAUCACCUGCUGCCUCUGGACUUCGGCCGCUACGGGGACGUGGUCCUCAAGCACAUCGGCAGCCUCAACGAGUUCUCUGGGGACCUCAAGGCCCGCGGGCUGACCCUCCAGUGGGUGUACUCGGCGCGGGGGGACUACAUCCGGGCAGCUGAGAAGCUGCGAAAGGAGAUCUACAGCUCAGAGGAGAGCGAUGAGCGGCUGAUGCGCAUGUACAACGUGCGCAUCAUGCGGGUGGAGUUCUACUUCCUGUCUCAGUAUGUGUCGCCGGCCGACUCCCCGUUCCGCCACAUUUUCUUGGGCCACGGAGACCACACGCUGGACGCGCUGCUCGACCACGUGCGACUGUUGCGCUCCCACGGUUCCGGAGACCCUAGGGCUGCCUCCUCCCGGGUGGCUCCCGGCCUGGGCUUCCAGGAGAGCCGCUUCCGACGCCAGCUGGCCCUGCUCACCUGGACGCUGCAGGGGGCAGCCAACGCACUUAGCGGGGACGUCUGGAACAUCGAUAACAACUUCUGAGGUCCGCGGUGGGCAGGGCGAGCAUAUGCCCCUGCCGAGAGCUCCUGCUCUCCCGCUUGAGCGACUUCUAGGUGAUAGAGGUGCCUAGUGCCACCUCUCACUGCUGACCGGUUUCUCAUUAGCCUUUCCCGUCCUUGCAAAGGGCCCAGCUGAGAUGCCUGCGCAGACACCCACACCCCUGGCCCUGAAAUGUAGGAGUAGGUGAGGAGUGACUUCCACAAUGGGCCGGCAUUACUGUCAGCUAAUCAGAGAGCCGCAUCCGCUCCCUCAUCACAGCCCUUUACCCUGCGGGAAAGGGGCCCCCACACCUAGAGACCACUCGGGAAGGUUUCCUAGGUCCUGGGACAUGACCAGUCCUCUUAGUGGGAGAAUGACUGGAACCAUAGCCUAUAGCCAACAGGUGGUCUGUGGUGGGAGGGGCUGGGGUUUGGACCUUAAUAAACCACCUGGUGGCAUCUGUUGUUUAUAA
Molecule: messenger RNA, 2912 nt
Organism: Panthera uncia (snow leopard)
Lineage: Eukaryota; Metazoa; Chordata; Mammalia; Carnivora; Felidae
Gene: TFR2
Product: transferrin receptor 2
Exons: 17
Coding region: 185-2443 (752 amino acids)
Biological process (GO): transferrin transport; endocytic iron import into cell
Cellular component (GO): external side of plasma membrane
Molecular function (GO): transferrin receptor activity
Source: RefSeq, a predicted model, not a curated record